CCUGGCUUCCUCCCCCAACUGUGCCCGCACCCCAGGCAGAGCCCUGUCCCACCACCGAGACAUGAUGAAGUUUCUGCCGUUGCUGCUGCUGUUGCUGACUAGCUGGGGGCCCCCAGGGAGCCUCGGAGAGGGAAUCCCCCAAGAAAACACACUCUCAGCCACAUCCCCUCAUUUUGAUGAAGAAGAGAAAUACUCGACCCACAUGCCCCAACAUCUGCGCUGUGAUGCCUGCCAGAUAAUUUCCUACCAGAUGUGGAAGCAUCUAAGUGACAUGGAGAGCAAGCCGCUGGGCUACAGGGCCAAGGGGGACUCUCUGAGCGAGUCUGAGUACACCGAUGUGCUGGAGAAGAGCUGCUCUCAGAGCUGGAUGGAUUAUGGGGUCCAUGAAGUAAACAAGGUGAAACACUUUGUGGGUCCAGGGCUGGACAAGACGGUGGGCAUCACUAUGAUGAUGACGGGAGGUCCGUGGCCCGGCAGGCUCUUCAAGAUGUGCCACAACUACCUGGGAGAGUUUGGUGAAGAUCAGCUGUAUGGGGAGUACAGGCAAGGAGGCAGAGAGGCCCUGGAGAGGCUGUUGUGCAAAGAGACCUGUCCAGAAGAGGAGACACCAGGCCAGGCAGGGUUCCUCCAGAAGGAACUUUAGCCUUUUCUCACUCAGCAGAGAAGCCUUUGUGGACUGAGGAUGUUUUAGAUGGGCUACUAGUCCAGCUGACCCCUGUGAAUAUGGGACUUUCCCUCCCUUCAGUUUGCAAAAUUCACACGAGCCUCAUUUCUGGGAGCCAGCUCCAUCUUGGGCUCCUUCCUCAGCCUACAAAAGGAGGUUCAGGGAGCCAUCUCUCCUGGGGUCCCUGACAGAGGCUCAGGGAAGCCAGAGACACUCUCUUAGACUUCUUUUAGAGAUCCUGCAUCUCCUCCUUGCCCUCCCCUCUUCUUCAUCCCCUGACUCUUCCUCUACCACCUUCUCUUGUCCCCCUUUAGCAUCUUCUGCCUCCAGGCCUUGAUGGGGGAGGGGAGGCAAAGAAGAAUGCUUGGGGGUCUUGGAGCCAUCCUGUCCUAUUAUCUGGCCCACCAGACUUCAAUAAAAUAUAAUAUCCUU
Monodelphis domestica (gray short-tailed opossum) is the source of this 1096-nucleotide messenger RNA. It is a transcript of the gene MZB1, whose product is annotated as marginal zone B and B1 cell specific protein. The record is from RefSeq and is a predicted model, not a curated record. Gene Ontology annotation, biological process: regulation of B cell proliferation. Lineage: Eukaryota; Metazoa; Chordata; Mammalia; Didelphimorphia; Didelphidae. Gene Ontology annotation, cellular component: extracellular region; endoplasmic reticulum chaperone complex.